GUAGGAUUGGAGAACGGAACGUAGCAUGGAGAGAGCGAGCAAGUGUGUGUGUGUGAAAGGGAUGCAAGAGAGGUUUGGAAGAUGGCGGAUUACAAGCGAACGACGACAGAGUGCUGUGCAUAAUUAAAAUUAAAAUAAAGUGCUUAAGACGAAGAUAUAUCCCGUAUUUCUUUUAACCAAUAUCCCACAGCUUUGGAGGCUCGUCCGGGAUAUAAAAGAAAUACGGAUCACGACGAUUUACGACGAUGUCACUGAAAGACGUGAUUGUGGAAAAGUGUGUUACAGACGACGACCACGCGGACUUCACAAUGGCGGCGUUAUUUCUGGAUGGAAUUCCUAAGUUCAGCGGAGAUGACAAGACGUUAUCAUCAUCGAAGUGGGCGCAAGACAUCGAGGAUAAUGCUGAAAUAUUCAGAUGGACAGCACAGCAAAAAUUAAUAUUUGCACGAAGGUCACUUAUAGGCACGGCGGCCCUGUGGCUCAGGAGUGAAAAAGCAUUCAAGACGUACGAUGACCUUAAGGCGGCAGUGCAGAGAGAAUUUCCAGAUACCGUAAAUAUCAAGGAAAUGCACGAACUUAUGACGUCCCGCAAGAAACGACGAAAUGAAUCAUAUUAUCAGUAUAUGUUACACAUGAAGGAGUUAGCACGCAGAGCAAAGUUUCCCGAUUAUGUAGGCGUGCAAUACAUAAUAGAUGGCAUUCAAGAUCAUGAAUCAAACAAAUCUAUACUAUACGGUGCUACGUCUUACCCGGCGCUGAAAGAAAAAAUAGUUUUGUAUGAAAAAAUGAAAUCGAAGUCGAGUGCGAGUCAUACUAAAAGUAUACCUAUAACUAAGCCGGAUAGUGUAACUACAAGUGAAAAUAAAAUAAUAAGUGAGCGGUCAGAUCAACAUAAAGGUCAGAAUAGAAGGUGUUUUAAUUGUGGUGAUCGUUCCCACAUAGCACGGAUGUGUCCGAACGGGAUAAAGUGUUUUGGUUGUAAUAAUUACGGACACAGGAACGGACCUGAAUGUAAAUUAAAUAUGGCGUCUGCAAGACCAAGUUCAUCGAAAAUAGAAUACAAAACAGGCGACGCAAGCGCCAGCGGCAGCGCGUCAGUCGGCGGAUCGGCGAAACAGUAUAACUAUAAUAUGCACUAUGGCAUUGUGACAGAUAGCCAACCUAACGAAAAUCGAACUGUCAGUGUCAUGUCACGAUCGGCGUCUGCGGCGGACUUUGACGUAAUGCAAAUUCAAAACAAAAUUAUGCCCGGAAAGCCUAUGAAAGAAGUUACAGUGAAAGAAUUUACAAUGAAAGCAUUGGUGGAUACGGGCAGCGACGUAAAUUUAAUAUCUCACGAGUGUUUUAACGCGAUCGGCGCGAGAAUUUCCGAAGAUUAUUUAUGUUUAACGGGACUCGGACAUACGCAAGUGAAAUCUUUAGGCAAAGUGUUGUUUAACUUAACUAUUGACGAUGUAGAAUUUAAAGACGUGUUAUUUCAUAUUGUUACUAAAGAUGUUAUGCCAUUUCAUAUGAUAUUAGGACAGGAAUUCUUAAAAAAUAUAACCAUGAUAGUAAAUGGGGAUAAAGUUGUGUUUUUGAAUGAAUGUGAGGGUUGGAUGUCGAAGUUGUCUUGUUUUUCAGAUUCUAUUGUAGAAGUUGAUCAUAUCUUGGACCCAAAUGUGAAACAGCGGGUGUUACAAUGCAUUCAAAGUUAUAACCCGAUUCAAGUGAAAGAGGCACCCAUCCAGUUGAAGAUUAUUCUCAAAGACGACAUUCCUGUUAAACAGCGGCCUCGAAGAUUAUCUUUGGUUGAACAAAAACUAGUGGAUGAUCAGGUUAGCGAGUGGCUAAGUACAGGAAUAAUUCGGCAAAAGACGAACAACAAGCUGUCGAAAGACUCCAGUUGGUGUUAAAAGUAGCUUCAGAGUAUGGUUUGCAGAUUAAUUGGAAAAAGGCUAACCUUAUUAAACGUGAAAUUGAAUAUUUAGGUCACAACAUAAAGGACGGAG
This is a messenger RNA of Bicyclus anynana (squinting bush brown), 1991 nucleotides long. RefSeq lists its product as uncharacterized. The record is from RefSeq and is a predicted model, not a curated record. Bases 246 to 1895 code for a protein of 549 amino acids. Gene Ontology annotation, molecular function: zinc ion binding; aspartic-type endopeptidase activity; nucleic acid binding. Gene Ontology annotation, biological process: proteolysis. Lineage: Eukaryota; Metazoa; Arthropoda; Insecta; Lepidoptera; Nymphalidae. The transcript is spliced from 2 exons.